AUGUCUUCACAAAAAAUUGUAUUUGUUUCAGGAGCCACUGGAUUCAUUGCUCAACAUAUUGUUAAACAAUUGAUUGAAAAAGGUUAUAAAACAAUUGGAUCAGUUAGAUCUACAGAAAAAGGAGAAGAUUUGAAAUCAUUAUUACAAGAAGCAGGUUUACAAUUUGAUUUAUUUAGUUAUGAAAUUGUAAAAGAUAUUACAGCAAAGGGAGCUUUUGAUCAAGCUUUAAAAUCAAAUCCUGAUAUAACUGAUUUUUUACAUACUGCAUCACCAUUUUUUUUUGAUGUUAAAGAUGUUGAAAAAGAAUUAUUAAAACCAGCUAUUGAAGGUACUGUUAAUGCACUUAAUGCUAUAUAUACAUAUGGUAAAAAUGUUGAAAGAGUAGCUAUUACAAGUUCUUAUGCUGCAGUAGCUGGAUUUGGUGAUUUAGCAACUCCAGGUAAAGAAGUUAAUGAAGAAUCAUGGAAUCCAAUCACUUAUGAUCAAGCUAAGAGUGAUGGUUUUACUGGUUAUAUUGGAAGUAAAAAAUUAGCAAAUGAAAAAGUAGUUGAAUUUAUAAAAGAACAUAAUCCACAAUGGGCAGUUACUGUCAUUUGUCCAGUUUUUGUAUUUGGUCCACAAGCUUUUGAAGUUAAAGAUAAAUCAAAAUUAAAUACUUCAAAUGAAGUUAUUAAUGCAAUUAUAAAAGCUGGUAAAGAAGGUACUGAUGUUGAACAACAAUUAGUCGGUUAUUUCAUUGAUGUACGUGAUGUUGCUCAUGCUCAUGUUAAAGUAGUUGAACCAGGUAAUAAAUUAGCUAAUCAAAGAUUAUUAUUAUCAGAAGGUCCUGUUUCAACUCAAAAAAUUUAUGAUAUUAUUAAAAAAGAUUUCCCACAAGUACCAAUACCAAAACUUGAUCCUUCAAAAGCUCCAAAAUUUGAAGAUUCCGAAAGUAUUAUUAAUAAUAAGAAAACUAGAGAGUUAUUAGGUUUUAAGUUUAUUGGUUUGGAAGAAUCAAUUGAUGAUACUAUCAAACAAAUUAUUUAA
Molecule: messenger RNA, 1026 nt
Organism: Lodderomyces pseudojiufengensis
Lineage: Eukaryota; Fungi; Ascomycota; Pichiomycetes; Serinales; Debaryomycetaceae
Product: SDR family oxidoreductase
Exons: 1
Coding region: 1-1026 (341 amino acids)
Molecular function (GO): oxidoreductase activity, acting on the CH-OH group of donors, NAD or NADP as acceptor
Source: RefSeq, a predicted model, not a curated record